AUCACCGCGGCCACCGGAGACACGUAGAAUCCAUUCGAAGGCAAGUGUGUGGUCGAAUCAUUCCUUGUACAAGUCACGACAUCCUGUGCAUCGUUCCUUCACGCACGGGUAACACCCACCGUUUGCCCAAAGCGACCCCAGCCUCCAUCGGCCUCGCAUUCACCAUUACGACUACACGAUAUUAGAUUCACGACUAACCUGAUACCACAAUUCAACUUUGGCCCGUUGCCCAAUAAUAUAGCCUGCUUGGGCAGGUCCGAAUACACGUAAACCAUUUCGCCGCAUCCACGUCUCCGCCCACUCGAAUAUCCGCCACCAUGUUCACGAGCUUCACGGGCAAUACACGCCGAGCGCGCCAAGUGAACCUGGGCGGAAAGAAGACCAACCCCUUCGGCCCUCCCGGCUCUGGCGCUGGAUCUCAAGCUGCCCUCGACCGCGCACAGCAGGAACGAGCCCAGCGACAACGCGAACGAGAUACAUUGAAUGCGAGCAAGAGGAUACAGAGAGUAUGGCGGGGUCACUUCGCUAGGAGAGAACUGGCAGACCAUAUUCGGGGCGAAUGGGACAAAGUGGAGGCGCCGAAAGGCGUACUAGCAAACACAGCAUACGGCUCUGAAGAAGAGGCUCUUACUCAGUUACAGCACUUGCUUCGCUUUGCCUCUCCGCGGAGCGAGGACGAUUUGAGGCGGAUACAGAAUUUUGGAAUACGGCAGACGGAGACGGUCAAGAGUUUAGGCGUUAAGCCGGAUGGAGCCUGGCCAUCUGCUUAUUCGAGGUUGCAGCGGAUACUACUGGUCGCCAUAGAACGACAGGUCAAGGUUCCUCCAGUCGCACGGAAUGAGCUUGGACAAUCCAUUGUUCUCUUAGGAUUCCUCGCCGAACAAAUACCGGCCGAGACAUCUCGAAACGCUGAACAAUACUACCGUACCAUCGCAAGCGUCGUAUCCAGCCUUACCCCACUGCUCGAAGCGGAGGCCGAUGGGCCAGCUUGGAUGGAUGCCAUACAAAAAACGGCACUCUCUCCUUUAAAUAGGGUCACGGGCUAUACAUUGGAUGCAUACGAGGCUUUUGGCAUACACAUCCUGACACUUCCACUGCUGAGCUCAGACUCAACGUCAUUGAUUGUGCGGAGGUUUCGAGACUCGCUCGCCAAUGAAAUCAAUUACAAGUUACUUGCGAAUGCACUGGCAACUCUAGCACCGAAGUCAGGUCUGCAAGCCAAAGCCGAGCUGAGGAGCUCCCCAAGCCGGCUGCGUCUGCUGGGAACUUUCAUCUACUUUCACCGCUACGCGCACAAUUUUGAUACCCCCGAAGCAUAUGCUGUACACAAAGACUUUGUAGCCGUCGUCUCCGUAUUGUUGAACUCGUUACCAAUUGGCAUAAUUGACGAAGACCACCCGAUCAGCGAGAUUACAGAGGAUGAUGGAACUGAUCAGGAACCUGAGACGGUGACAAAUUUCCUGAAAGAGCAGGUCGGGUCCUUGGUACAUCAAGAAGGCAUUGGCAGUCUACUGGUUGGAUCUUCGCAGUCAGAGGAGGCUUCGGAUGAUGAAAAGAUUGAAGAAGCCCGACAACUGGCAAACUAUGCGCUUGCCCUACUACGCUUCUUCCCUCGUCGGGGUGAUGAGAUUCGGAUGUGGCUUUACAUUGGUCCAUCGGAAGCGAGGGGUAAGCGGAAACUGCCUGCUAUCCGAUACUUCUGGGAAGCAUCAAAACGGUCGUCCGUGUUUUCCACAAUCUUCAAAGACUCGCGCGCGGCCAUCGGACUGCUCAAGCCUAAAGCGACAAAUGGUGACACCUCUGAUCGCCCUGGUACAUCGGGAUUGACGAACCACGGUUUCUGGCAGCCAGCUAAACAGCAGGUCGAUCAAGAUGCCAUCGUCACCGAUGAAUGGCGGGUUAUUCUAGUGUUCCUUGAACUAUACACCUUUGUGCUCAAAGUGACAGAUGACGAGGAGUUCUUCACUGCUGGUCAGCAAGAUGCCUACUCUGGUCAGAUCCGCGACAACGGGUUAGCUUUGAACGAUGUGAAAGACCUGACGACCUUCCUGAAGAACCUGGGCUUUACACUAUACUUCAACGCAGUCGAUAUCACGACAUCGGAUACAGAGGCCGGAAGCAGUAGCAUAAGCCUCAAUUACUUCAAUCCCAAAGCAAUGGACAAUCAAACCCAGAAAGAGCAGGUGGAGCCAUCAAUAGGUGGCGUUGCAGGCUUGAAGAUUGAUUAUGUCAAAGGCUUAGUCACCGGACUUCUUCGCAUGGUAUACGAGCGCGAUUCUCGGCGCAAGUUCUUGCCCUCGGAUCACUGGCUCAUGACCUCUCGCUUUGACAUGACUGGCUUCAUUCCAGCUGUAGUAGAAGAGGAAGAGUCGCGACACAAGAUUCAAGAAGAGGACGCCGAUGAUCUUGACGACCAGGAAGAAGAGUUUGACGAUACACCACAACUCAUUGGGACUGGCCGAACACAGCAACAACGACGGCUGGAGAAGCUACAACGACAGCAGCGCAAGGCUUCGAGGAGGCGCUACCUGCAAGCAGUGGCGCCUCGUUUGGAGAUUCUACAAAACAUGCCGUUCUUCAUACCAUUCACGACGAGAGUUCAGAUCUUCCGGGAAUUCGUGCACUUGGACAUGACCAAGCGAAGGGGCAGCGCUGACCCAGAGCUUUGGCGGUUUAGGCUCAUGCAGCAACGCAACGCACGUGAUCAUUUCGAAAAACACUCGGCAAGGAUUCGAAGAGAGAACGAAUUUGAUGAUGCGUUCGAGCAGUUCUAUGAAUUGGGCCAGGGUUUGAAGGAGCCGAUCCAAAUCACGUUCAUGGACCAAUUCGGUGCAGCUGAGGCUGGUAUUGACGGCGGUGGUGUUACCAAGGAGUUUCUUACCAGUGUCACGAACCGAGCUUUCAUGCCAACAGACUACAUCGACAUGUUCGUUGAGAACGAUCAACAUUUGCUGUAUCCAAAUCCCGCAGCACUCGAAGAGCACAAGGAAGCUUUGCGACAGGCAGGUUUACGCGAGAACUCACCAGAGUAUCGUGCGCAAGUCACUGAAUUACUUCAGCGCUAUGAGUUCUUGGGGCGCAUCAUAGGCAAGUGUUUGUACGAGGGAAUCUUGGUCGACGUAAACUUUGCGCCCUUCUUCCUGCGCAAAUGGGCCUUGACAGGUGGCGCCGGCUCUGCACCGAAUGAGUCUGGAUAUCGACCCACGCUUAACGAUCUGCGUGACCUGGACGAAGAGCUAUACCAAGGUCUACACAAACUCAAGACCUACCCUGGCGAUGUCGAAGACUUUUCACUCAACUUCACAGUGACAGACACGGUUGUCGUAGACCACGCCACCUCGCCCAAGAAGACCAAGGCUAUCACCAAAGAACUGAAGCCUGAUGGAUCCAAUACACCCGUCACCAACCAGAACCGGCUUGUCUACAUCAGCUACAUGGCCCGCCACCGUUUGCAAAACCAACCCUACGCUCAAACAACCGCCUUCCUCCGCGGCCUCAGUACGAUGAUCCAACCCUCAUGGCUUUCCAUGUUCAACCAAUCUGAGCUUCAAACCCUCAUCUCCGGCACCCGCACAUCCAUCGACGUCGAAGACCUGCGCCGCAACACAAUCUAUGGCGGCACCUACGUCAUCGGCGACGACGGUCAAGAGCAUCCUACCAUCCAGAUACUGUGGAAGGUCAUGAAGGAAAUGUCAGAUGACGAGCGUCGCGCUGUCCUCAAGUUCGUCACUAGUACACCCCGCGCCCCGCUCCUUGGAUUUGGCACCCUGAACCCGCGCUUCAGUAUUCGUGAUGCGGGUAGCGAUCAAGAGAGGCUGCCUAGCACGAGUACGUGUGUGAAUUUGCUCAAGUUGCCCAUGUAUCGCGAUGAAAAGACGCUCAAGGAGAAGUUGCUGUAUAGUGUAUUUUCGGGUGCGGGCUUUGAUUUGAGUUAA
Molecule: messenger RNA, 3935 nt
Organism: Pyrenophora tritici-repentis Pt-1C-BFP
Lineage: Eukaryota; Fungi; Ascomycota; Dothideomycetes; Pleosporales; Pleosporaceae
Product: HUL4, Ubiquitin-protein ligase
Biological process (GO): protein polyubiquitination; ubiquitin-dependent protein catabolic process
Molecular function (GO): ubiquitin protein ligase activity; protein binding
Source: RefSeq, a predicted model, not a curated record